Molecule: messenger RNA, 1203 nt
Organism: Aquila chrysaetos chrysaetos
Lineage: Eukaryota; Metazoa; Chordata; Aves; Accipitriformes; Accipitridae
Exons: 3
Coding region: 1-1203 (400 amino acids)
Source: RefSeq, a predicted model, not a curated record
AUGUCCGAGUGGAGACCAGCGAUGAGCGGCAUUCCUCAGGGGUCGGUACUGGGACCAGCACCGUUUAAUGGCUUUGUCGGGGAUGCGGGCAGUGGGAUUGAGCGCACCCUCAGCAAGUUUGCCAACGACGCCAAGCUGAGCGGUGCGGUCCAUGCGCUGGAGGGAAGGGAUGCCAUCCAGAGGGACCUCGGCAGGCUCGAGAGGUGGGCCCGUGUGUACCUCAUGGAGUUCAACUGCAAGGUCCUGCACAUGGGGGGGGCUGCGCCUCUGUGUGAGCAGGCAGCUUUGGUGCUGUGCCCCGGCCAGGUGCGGAGCCCACGGGGCUCUGGGGAAGACAGAGAUGCUGUGCUGGCUCUUGAUGCAGGGAAGCCAAAGGGUCCGGCCAGGAAAAUUUCGAGCUUGUUUGGGCUGUGGUUUGUCUGUUCUGCAGCCAGGCAGGAGCCCCGCCGGACCCUCAGCCCUUCCCUGGGUGGGUGGCAGUGGGCAGCACUGAGGCUGGGCCUGAUCCUGCCCCAGCCAUCUGGCUGCAAACCCCAAAUAACCCAUGCGGAGCCACCAGCUUUUUCGGGAUUUAAACCUUGCCAGCGGAGCUUGGCCCUGGAGAGCCACGAUCCGUCCUGGUGUUUUCCAGGUUACCGACUGUCCUCCCGUGACCUCAGGAAGUGGAAGUUUCCCAGCAGCAGGAAUACAACCACAAGCUUUAAAAAUAACCUGCUUCGCUUUCAAUGCUCCUUACAAAAUAGGCCAUGUUCCUUCUAUUUAAUCCCCGGGCACGAGGCGAAAAUCAUUCGACAGGAAAACACGGCAGACGCUUCCAAGGGGGCCCUCGGUGGAUGCCACCGGCUUCCCUGCAAACCUCCAUCCCUUGCUGGGGGGUUUUUAGGACUCCAGGCUGGGGAAAAUUUGAGCAAGAGCCCAGAAUUUGGUCCAUUACCUCCAAAUGUCGCUCGGCAGCUUGCUGGGCUCAAAACAGGCCUGGCGAGGGAGACGGCUUACGAAAACCGUGAUGCACCUCGGAAAAGGCACUUUAUUCUGUUUACUUCUGCCGUACUGGAGUAUACAGUGGAAAACCGUGCUGGCUCCGGUUCCCCGCUCUCCUUUCCGGUUUCGCGCUGCCCAGGUGAGCGCCUGCCGUCCCUCCCCGCUGAGGGCAUCCUACCUGUUGUGCAAUCCCCCUGGGGCUCGGUGCAAUCUGCUUUAUGA